UCUCAAACAUGCAGGGCAGUGGGUCCCCAGGACCACUUUGCGCGAUGGUCAGCUGAAAGGUACAUCUAUAUUACAGGUGCUGCAGAGGCUUUCAGCCAAGCCAAAAAGGCCAUAGGGGCUCAUGUGAAAAAGAAGCAAUUUCCACUCUGCAGGCAAAAGUUGGAGCGUGGAAAAUUACUUUCAUAUCUCUGGACUUGGCAAUGGCUGUCGAGUACAUCCAUGCACAAAGGAUCAUUCACCAAGAUAUAAAGCCAGCAAAUGUCAUGGUUCACCAGCUGUCCAAGAGGGCAGUCUUGACAGACUGGGGCAUGGCUAACAUAAGGGACACUGUCAGUAUCCGCCAAGGCAGUCGUCUAUCAACGCAAGCAGUAGGGCCAGCUAGUGGCACUGCUCUUUACAUGGCCUCUGAAUGCAUUCUGCACUUUAUGGAAGCCUCUGGACAGACAGACAUGUGGUCCCUGGGAGCCACAUAUCUGGAGGUGUUGAUAGGGUCUGCUCCAUGGUCAGUCAGUAAGCAGCGGGAGCUGGCAAUGCUGCUGACUGCCCAAACCCCACCACAUGCCCUUGCUCAGCUCGAGCCGAAGUUUGCUUUUCUUGGUGGCCUUUUAAGUUAUGAUGCCUCCUCAAGGGCUACCGCAUCUGAGGUGGUAACUAUCCUGAAAUCCAUCUUUGAUCUUGCAAGCCGAUAUGGCUACAAGUGGUAGUUGGCCUACAAUGUUGUCUUGUCUUGCCCUCAUAAAAGUGCAUUACCUUGUUGUUUUUUAGGAUUUCGUUGUGUGUUUGUUUCAAACAUUUACAGUGUAAGCAAAAAAACAGUAUGAAAUUGUUGGUUGGAAAGUUGUUGUCGUAUGUGCAUUUAGGUUACAUUGUUCAAUGUUAAAAUGUAUUUGUAGUUCUUAACUCAUUUUUUUUUAAUUCAUUCUUAAAAAUCAGGAACAUUUGUUAAGGCUCACAGGGUGACUGUAACAAGAACCACAGGACAUUUAAUGAAAAGACUCCCGCUCCCCCUUUUGGGAACAGCGGCAUUUUUUCUCAACAAUGUCUCAAAAUGGCUCCUAUAGUACCAACAGUAACUUUAACAUAGUUAACAGAAUGCAAGGAUGCCUUUACAUUGUUAAAAGAAGUCCAUUGUGGUAGCCUCUCGGGCCGCAGGGGUGGAAGUGGUGUGGAGUUUCAGGGGGCAGCAUGAACAUGGAAGUUUUCAAAGUUUCUGUCAUCUUUUCUUCUGUGUCCAUUUCUGUUGGUGAUGCAGGGGAGGUAGAUUCAAAAACUAAUGUAAUUUCCCAAUUUGCUUAGAAAAAUAAAAAAAAAAAAAUGUACAAAAUUUCCAGCAGCUUCUGUGGCUCCUUCGCGUUUUGAAAUGGCGGCUUUGUCAGACACCGUACUGAUUCCCCUCCAUCCCUUCUCUGUGUAAUAUUUUGUAUAUUUCAUUUGCUUCCUCAAAUGUUGGGGGUGUUGGAGUUUCAUUGCUGUUCAUGGCAGCGGUGAAUU
This is a messenger RNA of Epinephelus lanceolatus (giant grouper), 1491 nucleotides long. The record is from RefSeq and is a predicted model, not a curated record. NCBI's taxonomy places the organism in Eukaryota, Metazoa, Chordata, Actinopteri, Perciformes, Serranidae.